This is a messenger RNA of Lepisosteus oculatus (spotted gar), 4266 nucleotides long. The record is from RefSeq and is a predicted model, not a curated record. NCBI's taxonomy places the organism in Eukaryota, Metazoa, Chordata, Actinopteri, Semionotiformes, Lepisosteidae.
CUUUUUAAUAUUUAUUUCAUCUGCAAUUUGUAUGCUAGAACUUUUUUUGUCAUUAUUUUUAAAAUGAAGCAUUCAUUAAGUUCUAGUGACUAGUUUUGUGUUUACGUGAAGUUAUUUCCAGGUGUGCAGAGUACAAUUACUGGGAUACAGGGCUGGUAGGAUAGGGUUUGUGUGAGCAGGUUAUGUAAUAAGCAUGGAAAGUAAUAAUGUCAUUACAGCAGUACUUUUUUAUCCAGAUCCCAGUGUUGAAAUGUGUUUACUGUUUUUUAGAUUUGCAAUAUUCUCACUUAAAGAUACAUUUCUUAAAUUUCAUGUAGAGAACUAGAGAAUCUUUCCAGCUGUUUAUUCAGAUGUUUAUUUUGCUAAAUUAGAUUAACUCUAUUUAAAAUAUUAUGAUUUUGAUUAUUGCACACCUGCAGUGGACCUGAGUCCUGUCCAGGGUUGCUCCCAUUACUUACAGAGGCUCUGAAACCCUGAAUUGGAUGAAGUGGUUAGAAAAUGGAUGGAAAAACACAAAGCUGAAAUAUCAUAAUAGGAUAAGCCUCCAUCCCUCCAAGUUACAGUUAUUGGAAGAAUAUUGGAAUUUACUGGACUUUUUUAUGCUGCUCUCCUCCACACUGAUAGCCUAUGUGUGGUGAACAUACUGGCACACUUUGGCAGCCAUCGCAUUAUUCAGGUGGGGACACAUUGAUGGUGGUGGAGAGGAGUCCCCAUUACCUGUACAUUUACAGUCCAUUACCUAUCAAGCACUUUGAGUGGAGUGUCCACAAAAGAGCUACAGUAUAUAAGUGUAAGAAUCAUUGUCAUCAUCUAGGCAGGGUCUCGGUGAUUCCAUCCACCUUCCACUUCUUCCACUUCUAUAAUCACCUUGACUGUGUUCCAAGGGAUUUUAAGGACCAUUUUAUACCCAACCCCCUGAUUUGUGCCUUUUCCACAAUUUUGUCCUGUUGUUCUUUUGAAAGCUCCUUUGUGCUCAUGGUUCAGUCUUGUCUUUGAAAUGCACUACUCAGCAGAGCGAACCUGCUGAAUUUAUCCUGAAGUCAUAUGAAUCUCUACAGUUUAACACAGUCAGAGGCCAGUUAACUUUGUGUGCGAUUUUGAAGGCAUUUGGUCACACAUGAUCCAAUUAAGCAUUAAAAGGAGGUGGGCAUUUUUUCCAAACAAGCUAUUUCUGUUAUUUUUAUUUUUCUAAAAUAUUUUUUCACAAGGAAGUUGUGGGUGGGUUGUGGAGAUAAAUGAAAAAAUAAUUAAUUUUAUUCUGUUUUACGGAAUAAAAUGUUUUAAGGGAACAAAAGGUGAACAUUUUAAGGUGUAGACUUUCUAAAGGCACAGUUUAAGAAAAAAAUAAUGCUCUAAAUGUGUAACUUUAUUAUUCCACUUUUGUUUUACGUUUUUCUGUAAAUGUGCAUAAUUUUAGAGGAAGCAUAUGAACUCUUUCACAUAUAAGAAGGGUCUUAGAAGGUCUACAAACAAGAUGAGGCAAUUCAGACUGUUUAGCCCAUUUGGUAGUGGGCAGUUAACUGAUCCAAGAACCUAAUCUCUUGAAGGGUGAUCAGUAGUUUAAAAAACAAAAAACAGGAGUUGUGAUUUUUAAAGACAGGCUGACUGCAGAGAGAUUUUGAGGAACAACGUCUUCCCAUUUGUGUGUGAGCUCCUGUUAGACCCUGCAUUCCUGUCAUUUCUUCUGCAACCACACUUCUCCAAACCCACUGCUUUGGGAUCUCGCCCACAUGCUUGGGCUGGGAGGCUUUCUCGGCGUAUUUGUUUAACAUUGUCUAAAUCAGUUGAAACAUUCAAUAAUUCUAAAUUUAGUGACAGAUACAGUACCUCACAUAUGCACAGUACGUUGUUGACUGCUCAGUAAGAGUCACAGCUCAAACUGUGAUAAUUGUUUUUAUUCAGAAAUUUUGUUCUGUGUUGAGUUUCAGCAGCUCAAGGAAUACUUUUUAAAAUCUUUUUUUUUUUCCUUUAUAUCUCUUUUCGGUAUUACAAUUUUGAGACCCUUCAUCACACAACAUUGUUAACAACAUCAGCUUCCGUAAGUUACUUCACUGCAAAAAUGUCAGCUGAACGGUUUGACUGUCAUUACUGCAAGGAUUCACUGCUGGGAAAAAAAUAUAUUUUGAAAGAUGAAACCCAGUACUGUACCAAGUGCUAUGAGAAUUUAUUUUCCAACUGCUGUGAAGACUGUAUGAUGCCAAUUGGAUGUAACUAUAAGGAUCUUUCGUACAAGGAUCGUCACUGGCAUGAGCAGUGCUUCAAGUGUGCCAAGUGUAGCCGGUCUCUGGUGGAGAAGCCCUUUGCUGUGAAAGAUGACCUUCUUCUCUGCACAGAGUGCUAUUCCAAUGAGUACUCCUCCAAGUGCUUCACCUGCAAGAAAACCAUCAUGCCUGGUUCUCGCAAAAUGGAGUACAAGGGGAACCACUGGCAUGAGACCUGCUUCCUGUGCCAUCGUUGCCAACAACCCAUAGGGACCAAGUCCUUUAUCCCUAAAGAUAACGGCUACUUUUGUGUCCCCUGUUUUGAGAAACAGUUUGCUUACCAUUGCAGCUCUUGUAAAAAGGCUAUAACAACAGGCGGAGUGACUUACAACGACAAGCCCUGGCAUCGGGAGUGCUUCUUGUGCAUUGGGUGUAAGAAGCAGCUGGCAGGGCAGCGCUUCACCUCCAGAGAUCAAUUCCCCUACUGUCUGGACUGCUUCAGCAAUCUGUACGCUAAGAAAUGUGCUGGAUGCACAAAGCCCAUUACAAGCCUUGCAGGAGUGAAGUACAUUUCCUUUGAGGAGCGCCAGUGGCACAGUGAGUGCUUCAGCUGCAUGAAGUGCUCUGUGUCUCUGGUGGGACGGGGAUUCCUCACUCACCGCGACGAUGUCCUCUGCACCGACUGCGGCAGAGAAAAGUAGACAAGCAAACUUCACGAGAUGUUUCUCAGCUGUCUUCUUCUUCGAAACGCGCAGUUUGACUUGCUCACUAACAGUUUUACAGAGUCUCUGCAAGAGUUGCAGACAGCAGACUCUCUGAUUCUCUUAUAGGUGUGCAACAUUUUUUCAGUGAAUAGGAAAACACAACUACAGUAUAAAUUGUAGGCAGCUACAAAGCAAGCUUGAUUAAUAUAUUGGAAGCUGAAGUGCUCAUCUUUUCAAAAUCAAACUUGCAUGCCUUUGUCUGAUUCAAGCUCUGAUGCAUCUGCUCCAUGUGUGUUUUAAUGCAAACAGACACUGAGUGAGAAAAAUGAGCUAUUUUAAUGAUUAUCAAUAAGAACUAAUUAUUACUGCCUGAGGUGGCCUAAGAGCAUUGCUUCAAUUAUAUUGCAAAGAAAAUAUGAAAAGCAUGGAUGAUAUUUUAGUUUUAUCACCAGUAUUGUUAAUUGAUAGGGUUAUUUGAUAGUCGUAAGAGUUCUGUUUAGCUUAUAGUUAAAUUAAAAGGACAAUCUAGAAUUUGUGAUAUGUUCUAUUUAAUUAACAUAUGUGCUGAAGACGUUUUUGUGUAUUGCUACUUAUUUUGAAGGAUUUCUUUAGCUACAUCAUACAGUAUACAUUUGUGAGAGUAUAUACUGUAGCACACACUUGUAUAUAUUUCAGUAAGAGCAAUGUAAAGCCACAGAUAAACAUUUAAUCAGGACUUUGAUUACAUUUUAAGUAAUAUUUAUCAUUAAUGUUUUUAUGUUUACUAUUUAGCUGUUUUUAUGAGCAAUAAUAGCAUAAAUUAGGGAUUCUGUCAAGUUUCUGGUUUCAUGUUCUUAUAGUAAAAUUUCACUACGUAAGUAAAAAUAACUGAAAGCUUGAUUACCUUGAUUGUAAUUUCAAUUCAGUUGGUCUUUACACAAAAUAGAGGUAGAUAUUGUUAGGAUUGGAAGUUAUGAAAUAAAAAUAUACAACUAAAAUUAAUUAUUUGAAUUUUAAAAACCCUAAUGUUAAUGCAUGAACUCUAUAAUAGCAGUACUUAAAUCUCCUAUUAUUUCAUUGUUAUUAUUUAGCACUAAAAUACCUGCUUACUUGCUGCAACAACAAUACUAGUUUACACAUUAAUAUUGAUUUUUAUAACUUUAAAAAGUGUCUUAAUUCGCUAAAACAGGCAGCAGCAUGUAGUGGUUGCUAGGGCUCAAGAUGAGAGGGUUGUGGCUUCAGCUGUCAGGUAGGAUAUUGUUGUUGAAUCCUCUGGCAAAGAACUUCAGAAUUUUCUUCCCAGUUGGCUUAGAUAGAUAGAUAAGACUUAAGGGAAAUUGAUGUGUUACAGCAGUCCAGUCCAAGACAACCAAAAAAAAAAA